This is a messenger RNA of Funneliformis caledonium, 493 nucleotides long. The record is from the annotation of a GenBank genome assembly. Lineage: Eukaryota; Fungi; Glomeromycota; Glomeromycetes; Glomerales; Glomeraceae.
UUCCAGUGAAAUAAAUCCUGAGGAAAUUGAUCUCACCAACCUUACAACAGUCUUUGAUAAUGAUAUUAGUAUUAAAGAUCCUAAUGAUGAUGAUGAAAUUGAUAAUCAUCCAAAGCAGCAAAAAAUUUCUAUAAAUAUACCACAGGACUGUAAUGAUUUAAUUGGGAAGGAUAAAUCAGCAUUAUAUAUAAACAAAAAUCUCUUAAAAGGAAUUUAUGAAAAAGCCAAAGAAGAUUUAGGUGUAAUUCAACAACAACAACAAUCACAAUUACUGGGAAUUCUCUUCUUCAGAAUAUAUUUGCUAAUCAUUAUCGAACUGAAAGCAUCACAGGAAUCACACUUUCCAAUCUUAUUACAAUUAGCAAAAAAGUACUUAGCUAUUCUGGCAUCUGCUUCCAGUGAAAGAUUGUUCUCUGAUGCUGGUAAUGUUAUGAUAGUUAGGCAUACUAAUUUAUUGCCAUCUAAUUUUGAAUAUUUAGUAUUUUGUAAAUGA